AGUUUCCACCCACAGUGAAAACCAAAUGGAGAUUUCUGUUUAACAAUCUUCAGCAUCUGCUCUUACUGGUAAACUCAGCUGUAAAUCUUACUUAAGGGAUUGAACUGCUAAGCACAUUUGUAAACAGCACAGGGGAGACAUUGUUGCUGUUCUAAUGAAAGAAACAGUUUCCUGCAUGUGAAUUGAAUAUCAAAAUGCUAGCAUCUCAGAAAGACCCUCAGUCAGCUAUGAUUCCUAAGUAUUCCAUGAUGGGGCCAUUUAAAGGACACAUGAGCUCUAAAAGCAGCCCAUUCUGUUCUGGUUCUUCUUGUAAACUCUCAACUCAAUACCUUAUUCAAGACCACAUGACAGCACAUUACAGAAAACUGCUGUCCACUAAAGCUGCUGUUGACACAUCUAUACCGAAAACUUUGCUCACCAGCAUUAAAUAUACUGACCAGCAAAAAAGGGAGAGAUUAAAGGCAGCAAUAAUGAAGUACCAGAAAGAGUUCCAGCGUGUGAUGCUUUCCACCAAUCAUAGAUCGCCUUCUCCAGAGGCAAAAAGAAGCUAUUCCCCAGUAGAGACAGCAUUUAUGAACAAAAAUCAGAUGAGUAGGUCAAACAUCUACCCAGCCCUGGCCUCUCAAGAAGCAGUGCCUCCGGUUGCACAGAGGACUCAACCGUCGACACCACUUCAUUUCAGGAGUCUCUCUCCAAUCCCUUCUCCUGUCUUCAUUGCAAGGGAGACUAUGCAAGAAAUAGCACUGCAUGCUUCCUCAGGACGCAGAUCUCGGACACCUACUAGGUCUUUCAUGCCAUGCAGCAACUCAGUGCAAUAUAUAGCUGGAAAGAGCAUGAAGAAAUCCUUAACUCCUCACAACAAAACCUACAGUGGAGAUGUCCUUGAUAAACACCCAAAAUCAUUCACAAGAAUUAACCAGCCUUUCACACCUCGGACUUUGAAGAAAGCAUCCAAGUCGUUUUUGUCCAAGUACCGAUACUAUGCACCUCCUAAGAAGGUGACACCAAAAUCUGCUAACAGGCCUGCAGAUGUUCCACAACUUCAGUUCAAGAGAAGUCAAAAAUUACAUCAUGAUCAGGAAUAUGGAGAAAGUCUGUGGGGUUUCAGAUCUUCCAGAUCAGCUCCUGCUAAACGAGAACUUCCUCCAAGGGAAGAAGAACUCAGAUAUCUGCAAUUUCUGGAAGGAGUAACAAGUGACAUUUUACUUAGAGGAUGCUACUCAAACAAGAUUUUGGAAAGCAUUUUCCAAAAGCACAUAGAUAGAAGAAAAUAUGAUCUCAAUGAGGUAAAGAUGAGAAACAUUUUGGAAGACCUGAAGAGACACUUAAACAGUACCAGCUGUCAACUAGAUUUCUCCAUUAGUUACACUGGUGAACACCGAUGUGGUGUUCCUCUGGCAGAUUCUAAAGCUUUUGCUGCAGAUACAUUCAAAAGUGCAGACUAAAAUAGAACCUUUGACCAUAGUGAGUUGCACCAGUCUAGGAGCUUUAGUUAUAGAAACAUCUAGGAAAGGCCCUAAAGAUUAACGAGAUUGAACAGUUGAGGGUAACUCUGGCAAAGACACCUUCUGCAGAAAAAGAUGCAAAUUGAUAAAAAAUGAACUACAUUAAAUAUAAACAAGAGUUCAUAACCUUUAAUGCCAGUCUACUGCAGCAUGAUUUAUAAAGAAUAUAUUUAUUUGCAGUGGUUUCUACAAAAGUCACAUAUAUCAUGGCUAAAAGAUGCAGGGAAAGAACUGUUUUGUAUACUUUAUAAAAUAAAAAUGUCUUAACAGUGAUGAUCUAACAAACAAUAAUGAUGAAAAGACUGGCUCUAUGCCAGUGGGAAGUAGUUUCGUGGCAAAAAUUGCAGAUCAGUUUGUAUAAAACCUUUUGUCACAAAUAAUGAGAAAUCUUGAAAAGAUGUCAGACUUUUUUUUUACAUCCAUGUUAGCAGAGAACAAUGGGCUCAAAUUUAUUAGCAUUUUAAAAGGUCACAGACAAAAAUAUACAGUCAUAAAACAAUGCUUUAAAAGGGUAGGAUUAACAUUUUUGUAAAGGCUGCUUAAACUUUUUUGUAUGGCUUAUAUAAAAAAUGGACUGUAACAAUUGUUUAUCCAAAUGACAGUUUGAAUUGUAUGUAUAAAUAUGAUGAUUUACUACUAUAAGGUUUUAUAUAAAUUGUAAUAAUCUUAUGUGCCUCUUUAAAUCACUGUAACUCUGUCUGAACAUUGUGUGAUUUUCCUGUUUAAUGUAAGUUUUUUUUUUUUUUUUUUUUUUUUUAAAUCUGCUUCUUAGCGCUGCUCUGUCCUUGUAGCUAUGUAAAUUUGCACCCAGUUCAAGGUGCCUCCAUGUCUGAAAAUUAUGAUAAGAAACAUUCUUUUUAUAAUUCAAAGAGCAGUUGUGACCUUGGGUAGAUGACCCUUGUUUUUGCAUGAGUUGUCUCUACUGGUUCCAAUCCAAUCCAUAAACUUCUACUAGGAGUGAAGCACUGUGUCUUUGGUCCUGCAUCUCAGAGCACCUGCUGGCGCAGCUCCAGUGAAGGGGGACCAACUCAGUACAUUGGUGAAAGGAGAUUUCCACUGCCUUUAGGUGUAGUUCCACACCCUGCCUACACUAACACAAGAACCACCAUGGUUAUAUUCAUACUUAAAACUGCCACUGGCAGUCAUUAUGACAGUUACCUUUUAAACAACAUAAAUAUUUAAAUGAAAUACAUACUAUCGGAUACAACGCAAAAGUUUUAUUGAAGCACGUCAUAUCACACACAGCUGAAACACCAUAUUUAAAUAAUCAAUUAAAUAUAAAAGGGUUUAU
Molecule: messenger RNA, 2796 nt
Organism: Polyodon spathula (Mississippi paddlefish)
Lineage: Eukaryota; Metazoa; Chordata; Actinopteri; Acipenseriformes; Polyodontidae
Product: spermatogenesis-associated protein 7-like
Exons: 11
Coding region: 195-1445 (416 amino acids)
Biological process (GO): protein localization to photoreceptor connecting cilium; protein localization to photoreceptor outer segment; microtubule cytoskeleton organization
Cellular component (GO): ciliary basal body; rod photoreceptor outer segment; axoneme
Source: RefSeq, a predicted model, not a curated record